AACGAGUAAAAUUGGUGAGGCGAAUUUCGAAUGGUGUGCAGUUUGAAAAAAUUCUUCGUUGAGGAUAGAUCGCUAUUUUUUAGGAGUAAAGCAAAUUCGAACGAGUUCAACGAAUAUUUCUUGUGCUUGACAGACACAAAACAAAUCGAUCAAAAUGUUCAAAAACCAUUUGGAAAUGAUUGGGCGCAAUGAGAGCCCCAGCAAGAAGGCCAAAUUCUGGCAAUCCUACAUCAGAUCCCUGAAGGGUUCCGAGGAUAUUCGCGCCCAUGAAGCGCCCAGAGCUUCUCGCCCAUACAGCUCGUACCUGGAUUCGCCCACAUACAGGAGCAUCUACGAUGAGCCCGCAACGGCCAACGAGCGCGUUCAGUCAUCUGGCUACAGAUACUUGCCAGUGAGCCGUGACACCUACGGCUACUCGCCACGUGCCAUCUACGAUCAUCAUUACAGCAGAACAAUUCCAGCUAAUUACGAUGCAGAGAAGGCAUGGAAUGAUCAUUUGAAGCGCAUGCAAGAAAUUGAGCGCAGAUACCCAUCUCGCUAUGGUCUCUACUUGAGAGACAAGCCACUCACACCAAACUCGUUGGUGCCUUUGGAAUACGAGCCAGAGGAUAAGCUGUUGGCUGAACUCAACAAGGCACGUCGCUCUGCCUCGCCGUUCCGUCCCAGCCGCACGAGCCGGGCUGGAAGCGAGCCUUAUGUGCCACCACCAGUCUACUGGAACCGUGAGGGCAGCGUGCCACGUGGCGGACCAUCUGUGUUCGAUCGUGCCACAAGCCUGGCUCCGUUCACGCGGCCAAGCUUCCGUGCCAGCUCGCUGGAACCCUUGGAUGAACUCUUUGAAAGUAAGUUGCCAGCAAUUGCUGUGGCCGCGGCCGCAGCCGAGGCCGAGGUAGCAGCUGCCGUUAGGCCUUCGAUUUUUGAGCGCGCCGGCUCGCCAAGUCCCACUCCUGUAAAAGCUGGUCGCUGGGGACCACGCCCCACCGAAGUCGCCUACGAUGCUGAGGGUAAAAAUCGAAAUUCUUCUUAUCUGUUUUCCUUUUAUACAAGAAGAGACAAAAUUUUCUCGUUGUUAUUGUUUUUAAUGGCAAUGAUGAUAAUGACGAUACUGAUGCUGAUGUUGAUGAACGUGUGGAAAAGUGUUGCCAUAUUUUUCGCGAUGCGUUCGUAUCUGUUUCAGUCACAGUGCCCGUCGCUAGAAUUUGUCAAAAUUUUAUAUAUUUUUUUUGGCUGUUAUCCAACAUUUUUAUUACGUACUGCCAACAGCCCCAGCAAAAAAAUAUAUGUUAGCCCAGCAGUAAGCGGCGUGCUUAAAGUCUUUAAUCUUGAAUUCACUUAAACGCUUCUCCCCACC
Molecule: messenger RNA, 1351 nt
Organism: Drosophila hydei
Lineage: Eukaryota; Metazoa; Arthropoda; Insecta; Diptera; Drosophilidae
Exons: 6
Coding region: 155-1336 (393 amino acids)
Source: RefSeq, a predicted model, not a curated record